AUGCGCGCGGAACAACAAACAAAAUUAAUUAAGCAAAAAGCAAGAUUAAGUGAAUUAGAAACACAGUCUAAAGCUUUAAAGGACCGUGAAAAAGCUGAAGUUGAUGCAGAUUUAGCACUGCUUAAACAACAGACAGAAGCCGCUGUCGCAGAGGUCGAGGUCAAAGUUUUAGAAGAAGUCGAGAGCGAUAGAAGAUCCUUGUCGUUACAAGAAGACAAAGAGUCUUUACAAAAAGUGAAAAUGACACUAACAAAAAAGUAUGUAAAUGAACAAUUUAAUGAAGCGGAACAACUCAAAUCUCAAGACAAGAAUAAUAAUGUUCCGCAAGAUAUUCCGAACAAUCAAGACAAAUUUAGUUCACAUACUCCGGCACCUUGGAACCAGUUAAACAUAAUUCCUACGCCAAGGAAUUUGCCAAAAUUUCAAGUCGACGAUUUGGAUCGAUCGAUAGUUGAAGAUAUUAAACCAGAAAUUCGGCAAAAACAAACAUUAAAUCCUUAUGCAGCUGAUUUUGAAUUAACUCAACCACCACUGCCACCAAAUCAUGAUCAGUCUGUAGUGUCUGACUUGACAAAGUUUUUGUUGAAGAAAGAUUUAUUACUUUCUAGAUUUCAGAAUUUCGAUGACUGUCCCGAAACUUAUGCUUCAUGGAAAGCUACCUUUAAAAGUAUUACUGACGAACUCUCAGUUACGGCUUUCGAAGAAAUGGACUUAUUAGUUAAAUGGCUCGGCCGUGAAUCUUCAAAGUUUUCGCAAAAUAUUCGUGCGUCAAAUGUGAACAAUCCAAAUGCUGGUCUUCGUCGUAUAUGGGAGCGUCUUGACGAACGCUAUUGUAGACCUGAGAUGGUAGAAGCUGCAAUUAAAACAAAACUACAGAAGUUUCCAAAGUUAACAAACAAGGAUCAUAGUCGACUUUAUGAGCUAUUAGAUAUUCUCACACAAAUAGAAUCUUCGAAAGAGAAUGAGAAAUUUUCAAAUUUAUUGUCAUAUUUCGACUCUUCUUCUGGUGUUUUACCAAUUGUGGACAAGUUACCAUAUAAUAUACAAGAGAAGUGGACAACACGUGCAUCGCAAUACAAACUGAGGAACAACGUACCAUUUCCACCUUUUUCGUACUUGGUGCAAUUUAUCAGAGAGGUUAGUGCUGUCAAAAAUGAUCCCGCGUUUAUUUAUAGUAAUACUGAAACGUCGUAUUCUAGGAAAAAUGAAACACGGAAAGUUAACCAUGGUGCAACGUCAGUGUUUAACCGAAAAACAGAUGUUAAUAUUAAACAGAAGGAAGAGAAAGAGACAGUACGUUGUCCUAUUCAUAAAGCCAAUCAUCAUUUGAAUACUUGUCGAGCCUUUAAAGCAAUGACUUAUAAAGAACGCAGAAAGUAUCUGAAGGACAAUAAUAUUUGUUUCAAAUGCUGCCAUUCGACAACUCAUAUGUCACGAAAUUGCACUGUAACUGUAAAAUGCGAUCAUUGUGGAAGUAAUUAUCAUAUAACCGCUAUGCAUGUAACUGCAAAAUCUAGUUGUCCUGACGGCGGAGAGAAAUCAUCAGAUACAACGCAAAAUGCUAAUGAUCAAACAGUGUCAUCAAAGUGCACGUUUUUAUGUGGAUUUAGUGGUAAAUCAUGUGGAAAAACCGUUCAGGUCCGUGUGUACCCGAAGAACUUCCCAGAUAAAGCCGUUAAUGUGUACGCUAUACUGGACGACCAAAGUAACAGAACUCUUGCUAAGACUGAGCUGUUUGAUCAAUUAGGUAUAAAUACAUCGGCCAUUCAGUAUACUAUGUCGUCUUGUGCUGGACGCACUAUCAUGAAUGGUAGAUGUGCAGAAAGUCUGAUAGUUGAGUCAUUGUCUGGUAAUGGAGAACUUGAAAUACAUUCAGUAAUAGAGUGCAGUGCAAUCCCAGACGAAAAAUCAGAAAUUCCGACUCCGGAUAUUGCUAAAUCCUAUCCCCAUUUACGGGAGAUAGCUCAUCAAAUGUUAGAUUUGAAUCCAAAUAUAGACAUUCAACUUUUGAUUGGAAGAGAUGUCCCAGAAGCGCACCACGUGUUUAGACAGUUGACAGGACCGAAGGGCACGCCAUUUGCCCAGGAGCUCUUUUUCGGUUGGGUAAUUAUAGGCGAUGUUUGCUUAGGCAAAGUACACAAACCAAAUUUUGUCAAUGUCAAUAAGACUAAUGUAAUGAACAAUGGUAGAGGAACUAUAUUUGAACCUUGUACUAACACUUUGUAUGUAAAGGAAAACACUGAAUUGGCUCAUAUCAGAGAUAAUGUUAAUUCACAAAGAUGUAACAAUGACCCAUUGUUUAUUAAAACCAAAGAUGACGACAAGAUUGGCACAUCAGUCCAAGACCGCUUGUUCCUUAAUCUCAUGGAUUCUGAAUUUAAGAAAGAUUCAAAUGGGCACUGGACUGCACCCCUCCCUUUUAGACCAAAUAGACAACGAUUGCCGAACAAUAGGAGUCAAGCAUGGAAAAGGGCUCAAAUACUCGAUAAAUCUUUCCAACAAAAUUUUACAAAAAAGACUCAUUUUGUAGAAUUUAUGCAAAAAGUAUUAGUUAGCGGAGCAGCGGAGGUAGCUCCCAUAAUCACAGAUGAGGAGUGUUGGUAUCUCCCCCUUUUUGGUGUUUACCACCAGAACAAGCCUAACCAGAUAAGAGGCGUAUUUGAUUCCUCAGCAUCUUUCGAAGGAGUAUCUCUCAAUAGCGUUAUGAUGUCAGGACCAGAUCUCACUAACAACCUACUUGGUAUUUUGUUGCGUUUUCGCAGUGACCAGUUUGCGGCCACUGCUGAUAUAGAACAAAUGUUUUAUCAAUUCUACGUGAGAGAAGAAGAUAGAAACUUUUUGAGGUUCUUUUGGUACAAGGACAAUAACCCAGAUAAUCCGCUUAUAGAACAUCGGAUGUGUGUCAAUGUUUUUGGCAAUAGCGCUUCUCCUGCAGUGGCAACGUACGGAUUACGCAAGACAGUUGAAAACUCUAAUGAAACGUUCGGCUCAGAUGUUAAGACUUUCGUUAACAGGGAUUUUUACGUAGACGAUGGACUCAUUUCCUUGCCUGAAAGUGAACAAGUAAUUGAUCUUAUAACAAGAACACAGAUGGCGCUAAAAACAGAAGGUAACAUUAGGUUACACAAGAUUACAUCAAAUAGUAGCGACGUAAUGAAGGCUUUCCCUACCGAUGAUAUUGGAAAGGAUCUCAAGAAUUUAAACUUGUGUGAAGACUAUUUUCCGGUACAACACAGCCUUGGCCUCGCUUGGGACUUAAACACCGAUAGCUUUAUAUUUACCCCAUUACAAGAUGAUAAACCCUGCACCCGUAGAGGUAUUCUUUCGUCAUUGAAUAGUAUUUUUGAUCCGAUUGGAUUCUUGUCACCACUCACAAUUAGCGGAAAGAUUUUGUUGCGAGAUGCAUCCCCACCGGGUACUGAUUGGGAUGAAGGUUUAUCACAAAGUUUUCAAGAGAAAUGGAAUGAAUGGAGGAUCUCUGUUUUGUCACUUCGAGAACUUAGUAUACCGCGUAUGUAUAUACCUAUGUCAAUCAGUGUUAUGGACAACUUAGAAGUACAUGUAUUUUCAGACGCUUCAGAGAAGGCAGUUGCGGCUUCGGCAUAUUUAAGAGCUAUCGACACACAUGGGACCAGUACCGUAGGAUUUAUUAUGGGAAAAUCGAAACUAGCACCUCUUAGCGGAAACACGAUACCAAGAUUAGAGUUAUGUGGGGCUGUCUUGGCAACCGAAAUUGGAAAAAUAAUAUCUGAAAAUUUAGAUGUUCCGUUGGACUCUAUCAAGUAUUAUUCUGAUAACAAAAUUGUGUUAGGAUAUAUCACUAAUCAGACCCGACGUUUUCACACCUACGUGUCAAACAGAAUUGAACGCAUUCUGAGUGUAUCGUCGUCAAAUCAGUGGCAGUUUGUCCCAACACAUUUAAACCCAUCAGAUUGCGGUACACGUUACUCAAUAUCUGUUGAUAUGGAAAACAAUCCAUGGCUUCUUGGGCCGAAGUGGAUGAAGAACUCUGACGAAGAAGCUCAAUGUGAUGUCAAAAUAUUAUAUCCGUUAGUUAGUCCAGAUAAUGAUAAAGAGAUUAGAAAAGAGAUAAGUGCAUCGAAAACGUCAAUAGAUGCGCUUGCGCCAAUAGUGGGGCGUUUUAAAAAAAUCUCUAGUUGGAGACGGCUUGUGAAAGCUAUAUCAUUUUUGCAACAUGUGGCUCAGUCAUUCAGUUUAAAGGAUAAGUCGUGCCAAGGUUGGCAUUUUUGUCAAAAUGUCAUGUCAGUUGAUAGUUACCAAAAAGCGGAAUUAUUUAUCUUGAAGGAAUGUCAGAAGGAAGUAUAUUCGCAAGAGAUAGAAUGUUUGGCUAGAGGCACAAACAUUUCAAAACAAUCAUCUUUAAUCUCUCUUUCGCCAUUUUUGGAUUCACAAGGUUUGAUUCGUGUAGGAGGACGUUUGGAAAAGGCAAAGUCUUGGCUUCCGACAGGAGAAAUUAACCCAAUUAUCAUUCCGAAAAAUAGUUACAUUAGUAAGCUUCUUAUAGACCGCUAUCACAAUUCAGUGAAACAUCAGGGUAGACAUUUAACUGAAGGUGCGUUAAGGAGUGCAGGAUACUGGCUAAUUGGAGCUAAACGAUUAAUUUCUUCAUUUAUACAAAAGUGUGUAAUAUGCAGGAAACUUCGAGGAAAGUUCCAGGAACAAAAAAUGGCGGACUUGCCUUCUGAUAGACUAACACCAGGGCCUCCGUUCACAUUUGUAGGUUUGGAUACCUUCGGACCUUGGCAAGUAUUAACUCGUAAGACACGUGGAGGUUCAGCAAAUAGUAAAAGGUGGGCUAUUUCAUUUACAUGUAUGACUACGAGAGCAGUUCAUAUAGAAGUGAUAGAAUCAUUAAGUAGUUCCUGUUUUAUAAAUUCACUUCGUAGGUUCCAGUCAUUACGCGGACAAGCCAAAGUGUAUCGAUCUGACCGUGGGACAAAUUUCAUAGGUGCCACAGAUGAUUCAAAUAUUGAAGCUAUAAAUGUUGAAGAUUUGACAGUUAAAAACUUUCUAUAUGAAUCUGGUUCAGUAUGGAAAUUUAACCCUCCCCACUCUUCCCACAUGGGAGGAGUGUGGGAAAGGAUGAUAGGUGUCACACGAAGAAUAUUAGACGCUGUUAUCUUAACUUCUAGUAGUAAAAGUUUGACUCAUGAAAGUUUAACAACAUUCUUAGCUGAAGUGACCGCUAUUAUUAACGCAAGACCCAUUGCACAGAUAUCAUCAGAUCCGGAAAUGCCUUUGAUUCUAAGUCCAUCAAUGCUCUUAACUGGAAAACAAGACUACUUACCUGUGAUAACGGACACAUACAAUCUUAAGGAUAUGUAUCGUGCACAAUGGAAACAUGUGCAAGUUCUAUCAGAUAUAUUCUGGAAGCAUUGGAGGUCAGAUUAUUUACAAUGUUUGCAACAGAGACGUAAAUGGCACGUUGAAAAAGACGAUAUCAAAGUUGGUGAUGUAAUUCUAAUGAGAGACAAAUCUAUUUACCGAGGAGAGUGGCCACUAGGCAUUGUGGAGGAAGUUUUCAAAAGUGAUGAUGGAAAAGUACGCAAGGCUCGCCUCCGCAUUUACAAGGAAGGAAAAGCUGUUACAUAUACUAGACCGAUUAGUGAGAUGGUUUUAUUGGUAGACUGAUUGUGAAUAUUGACAAUAUUGAACAAUUUAUAAAAGGUUUAAGUGAACUGUUGUUUGUAUUUUUAGUGUGUUUUUUAUGCUGAAGGAAUGUUCUUCGAUAGCAUUGAUUUUUCGCAAUAGUCAAAAUUGUGACUUAUUUUUACAUUUGGUAUAUUUGCAUAAAUUUGUUGUAAAAUAUUAUCAUGGGAAUGAUAAUAGACGGGGAGUGUACUGUUACCAGUGUUGAUUUUUUAUUGUUUAACAGAAAUUCUAUCGAUUUUUCAUAAGUUUUCCCGGACUAUUUUUUAUUGCUAGAUUUUUGUACUUUGAAGUUCGUUACUGUCCCCCUUACUUUUUUGUUUCCUAAAUUGAAAGCAUGAACGUGGUCACAGGCAUUUAAAAGUAUCGUAAACUACGCCAACUCACAAUCUUUUUACCAACAUCACAGCACACAUAUGUAGAACUUGUUAUUUCAUGGUUUUCGAAAUAAAUGAUAUACAUUA
Messenger RNA from Mytilus trossulus (common blue mussel), 6134 nucleotides. RefSeq lists its product as uncharacterized. Gene Ontology annotation, biological process: DNA integration. The record is from RefSeq and is a predicted model, not a curated record. Lineage: Eukaryota; Metazoa; Mollusca; Bivalvia; Mytilida; Mytilidae. Gene Ontology annotation, molecular function: nucleic acid binding. The transcript has 2 exons. The coding region runs from base 1 to 5652 and encodes 1883 amino acids.